Anisakis simplex (herring worm) is the source of this 357-nucleotide messenger RNA. NCBI's taxonomy places the organism in Eukaryota, Metazoa, Nematoda, Chromadorea, Rhabditida, Anisakidae. The record is from the annotation of a GenBank genome assembly.
AUGAGUUGUAGCGGUCGAGUGCUAUCGGCGCUGGUGAACACCUCGAAUGGUCCAUUCGUUUACUUGAUGGAUAUUUGUGCCCUCUCACCGGAUUAUUCAUCGAAGGCGGGUGUGGUGCAAUCCAUACGAGUUUCGAGUAGAAAUGAAGCGUGCGGAAUAGCACUCGAAUGGAAUCCGCAACUGGAGGGCGUAUUUGCUGUGAUUGCGAACGAUGGCACUCUUUCGACGUAUCUUUUCGAUAUUCAGGUUUGUUUUAUCCGCUUGAUUUUAGUUGUUAAUACUCGAAUUUUUUGUGAUAUUCAGCGAUUCGUAACACUGUCCGGAUAUUGUGACUUUUGUGAGAUCAUAUUUGUAUAA